GUUCCAGUGUGACGUCAGUUUGUUGUGUGCACCAGCUGAUCAUCGGCCAGAGCCGACAGAAAACACUACUCACGCGCACACAAACAUUACCCUUCUGCAGCAUCUCGAACAAGAUGUCGGGUUUGUAGUAUUUGGAGGAAAACGUGACGGGGCAGUGGAUGUAUUUGAAUGAAGAGAGCGGCUCGUUCGGGACGAAACACUGGCCUGCUGAAGGGCUCUUCUGAAGCUGUUGUUUUGACGCUCUGCCUCCACAUAAUUAUAUAACACGAUGGAGACGAUUCUUACCUGCUUAGGAAGUAGUUUCGCUGGAGACGUGUAAAAUACGCCAGUGCCUCAUAACACUGUACUUUCAAUGCAAAUCAGCUAGAUCACAAGGAAAAGUCUUCCGUCUGCGAGAAAAUGUGGUGGAAACUUUUCUUUUUGCUCCUGUAUUUUUCCAUGUUAUUCAUCCUGGCUCGGUUUUGUGAAGCCAUCGUCUGGUAUGAGACGGGGAUUUUCGGCACCCAGCUGGUGGAUCCGGUGACAUUGAGCUUCAAGAAACUCAAAACCAUCCUGGAGUGUCGUGGAUUGGGAUACUCCGGCCUGGCGGAGAAGAGGGACGUGAGGGAACUGGUGGAAAACUCGGGGGAGCUGAUGCAAGGGGAGCUCUACUCAGCUCUCAAGAACGAGAAGGAGCAAGUGGGAUCUGACUCCAGCACCACUUUCAGUGGAGAAAUGCACUUUUAUGAAUUAGUGGAAGACACUAAAGAUGGUAUCUGGCUAGUUCAGGUAAUAGCCCAAGAUAGAAAUCCACUGUUGAGCACUGCCAACUGGGGCAAAGUGGUACAGAAAGUUUCUCAGUUUGGCAUUCGAACAGGCAUUUUCAACUGUUCAAGUGACUCAAGGUAUUGCCAUAAACGGGGCUGGAUGAAGUCCACCCUCAUCAUGUCUGUCCCGCAGACCAAUGCAUCCAAAGGGAAGGUCAUGUUGAAGGAGUACAAUGGCAGACGCAUCGAAACAGAGCACAUCUUUAAGUGGAUGACUGCGCACGUCGCCUCUCGCAUCAAAACCAUACGUUUCUCUGAGCAAUUAAUGGAUGACUGGUAUCAGAUGGAAAAGCAACCAGUGAAGAUGUUCUUGUUCGCCAGACUGCUUCAGCCCCCGGCGUUCUUCUCAGCUCUCAGCAUCAAAUUCACAGGGCGCAUCGAGUUUAUCUUCGUCGAUGUGCGCAACUGGGACAACACCAGCUGUCUGGAGGAGAUUGGGGUGCAGCAAAUGCCCUCAUACAUCCUCAAAACACCAGAAGGCAUCUACAGAUACGGCAAUAGCACCGGGGAAUUCAUUUCCUUGCAUGCCAUGGAUGCAUUUCUUCGAUCCGUACAGCCAGAAGUCAAUGACUUGUUCAUUUUGAGCUUGGUUAUGGUCAAUCUAAUGGCUUGGAUGGACCUUUUCAUUACGCAGGGAGCCACCAUAAAACGCUUUGUGGUUUUAAUCAGCACACUGGGGACUUAUAACUCCUUACUCAUCAUUUCCUGGCUGCCCAUCCUUGGUUUUCUGCAGCUUCCAUACCUGGAUAACUUUUAUGAGUACAGCCUGAAACUGUUGCGUUACGCAGACACCACUACUAUAGCCUCAUGGGUUCGGGCCGACUGGACCUUCUAUUCAUCUCACCCAGCUCUCUUCCUCAGCACUUAUCUAGCCCAUGGCCUUCUCAUCGACUACUUUGAGAAGAAAAGAAGAUGUAGCAACGAAGACCAAAACGCAAACAACCUAGAGUGGUUGUCAAGUCUCUGGGAUUGGUACACCAGCUACUUAGUACAUCCCAUUGCCUCGUUCCAGAACUUUGAGUCCGACUGGGAUGAUGAUCCCAAUUUCCUUUUGCAAAGAUUGGCAUUCCCAGACCUCUGGCUUCGCCCGCUUGUUCCGAUAGACUACAUCAAGAACCUGGCCACCUGGAAGUUCAGACUCGCUCAGUCUGAGAGGCUCAACCCAGUGGAACGUGACAACCUACAAAAAACCAUGACAAACCCAAAUGGCGGCUCCAGCGGGGACCAGGAAGUGCAUCACUACAGUUCUGAAGUUCUUCACAAUAAUGACGGGUGUUCGGCUGCAACGAAGUCAGAGGAGUCGUGGUCUGGUGGAGGGGAACAGGACACUGAUUGGUCUCAUUGGCCUUGUGGCAUGCUCCAGUGCACUGAGUGUGUUGUAUGUCUCGAGAACUUUGAAACAGAUUGCCUUGUCAUGGGUUUACCGUGUGGCCAUGUUUUUCACCAGCAGUGCAUCGUGGUCUGGCUAGCUGGUGGGCGGCACUGUUGCCCUGUUUGCCGGUGGCCAUCGUACAAGAAAAAACCCACAAGACAACAUGCAACUGAACAGCUUGAACCAGAAUAGUCCUGGUGCGAUUAGUUUAUGUCUUGCUUCCUUCACUUAUUUAAAAAAA
Molecule: messenger RNA, 2419 nt
Organism: Sinocyclocheilus rhinocerous
Lineage: Eukaryota; Metazoa; Chordata; Actinopteri; Cypriniformes; Cyprinidae
Product: E3 ubiquitin-protein ligase RNF103-like
Exons: 4
Coding region: 400-2370 (656 amino acids)
Biological process (GO): protein ubiquitination; ERAD pathway
Cellular component (GO): endoplasmic reticulum
Molecular function (GO): ubiquitin-protein transferase activity
Source: RefSeq, a predicted model, not a curated record